Molecule: messenger RNA, 1818 nt
Organism: Rana temporaria (common frog)
Lineage: Eukaryota; Metazoa; Chordata; Amphibia; Anura; Ranidae
Gene: PDIA2
Product: protein disulfide isomerase family A member 2
Exons: 11
Coding region: 72-1667 (531 amino acids)
Biological process (GO): protein folding; response to endoplasmic reticulum stress
Cellular component (GO): endoplasmic reticulum
Molecular function (GO): protein disulfide isomerase activity
Source: RefSeq, a predicted model, not a curated record
GUGUUUACCUCCCUCCUCUGAGCCUUCUACCAGUUCUCCAGACUGACCCUUCUACUCUUCCUCCUCUCACUAUGAGGUGGGUCCACCUUCUACUGCUCGGCCUUUUCUCCUUCUGCUGUGUAAGAGCUGAAGACUCCAAAAAUGACACUUCUGCCGAGACGUCUAGCGAGGAAAAGAGCGAUGACAUUCUAGAAGAGGACAACGUGCUGGUCCUGACCACCAAGAACUUCAACAACGCUCUGCAGACCUACAAGUAUCUUUUGGUUGAAUUUUAUGCACCAUGGUGUGGCCACUGCCAGGAACUCGCCCCCAAGUACAGCCAGGCGGCGGAGAUCCUGAAGAACACAACAUCAGAGGCCCGGCUCGCCAAAGUGGACGCUACAGUGGAAAAUGAAUUGGGCGAAGAAUUUGGAGUCAAGGGCUACCCCACCAUCCUAUUCUUUAGGGAUGGGAGCAGAACCAGUCACAUUGACUUUGGAGGCCGAAGAAACCCGGACGGAAUUGUCAAUUGGAUUCUGAGAAGAAUGGAGUCCUCCACCAUUUUAAUUGAAACGGCCGCCGAGACAGAAGAAUUCAUCAAAUCCCAUGAGUUUUCUGUGAUCGCCUUCUUCCAGGACCCUGAAGACGCCGAUCUGAAGAUCUUUCAGGAAGUUGCCGCCACCGCUGAGGAUUUCACCUUCGCCAUCACACAUAAGAAAGAAUUAUUGGAGAAGUUCGGGGUCACUGAAGACGUCGUCCUCUUCUUCACCAAGGCUGGUGAGAAAUAUGAAUAUAAGUUGGACGAGGACCUCGGCUUGGACAAGGAUGAGCUCUUUCGAUUUCUAAUGGCGAACAGCAUAGGCCCGGUCAUAGAAUACAAUGAACAGACAUCAGAAAGAAUUUUUGCAGCCAAGAUCCCCAACCACCUACUGCUAUUCAUCAAUAAGACGGAAGAGUCACAGCGCCAGCUGCUGGAGAAUUUCGGUGGUGCAGCCGCUGAAUUCAAAGGGAAGAUCCUUUUUGUCUCCAUUGACUCGUCUGGCCCUCAUGCUGGGGUUCUAGAAUACUUUGGACUCCAAAACAGCGACAUCCCAACAAUCCGCUUCAUCAACAUCGACCUGGUGAAAAAAUACGCCUUCAAGGGAGAGAAAAUAACAACAGAGGCCGUGAGGGAAUUCUGCCAGGGGGUCCUGGAUGGGAAAAUCAAGCAAAAUCUGAUGAGCGAGGAGCUGCCGGAAGAUUGGGACAAGAAACCCGUCAAGGUCCUUGUGGGCACCAAUUUUGAAGACAUCGCCUACGACGAGACCAAGAACGUGUUUGUAGAAUUCUAUGCCCCUUGGUGCACUCACUGUAAAGAGCUGGAACCGGUCUGGGAGGAACUGGCAGAGAAGUACAAAGAUCACCCAAACAUAAUCAUUGCUAAGAUGGACGGCACAGCCAAUGAGAUCGAUGGGAUGAGGGUGAGAGGAUAUCCCAACCUGAGGUUUUUCCCUGCUGGACCAGGACGCAAGAUGAUUGAGUAUACAAAAAAUAGAACAGUGGACUUAUUUUCCAAAUUUCUCGAUAGCGGAGGAGUGCUACCCGUGGAUGAAGAGGAACAGAUUAUAGAAAAUUUAAAAGAGGAUCAGCGGGGAGGAGACAUUAAAGUUGAAGAUGUUCCUCCUGAGAAGCCCAAAGAGGAGUUGUAGAGCCGCCAAAAAGAAAAGCAACUUAAAAGAGACUUGGUGGAUGCGGAUUGGUUUGCGCUAUUUUCAAGUGUUUCUCCCUUGUUGAACUUUAAGUGGUGUUUACGGAUUUCUAUUUUACUGAAGACAAUAAAAGUUUUUACAAUAUAAAAAA